This is a messenger RNA of Colletotrichum godetiae, 1693 nucleotides long. RefSeq names its product major facilitator superfamily domain-containing protein. The coding region runs from base 236 to 1612 and encodes 458 amino acids. Lineage: Eukaryota; Fungi; Ascomycota; Sordariomycetes; Glomerellales; Glomerellaceae. Gene Ontology annotation, cellular component: plasma membrane. The transcript is spliced from 5 exons. Gene Ontology annotation, biological process: transmembrane transport. The record is from RefSeq and is a predicted model, not a curated record. Gene Ontology annotation, molecular function: transmembrane transporter activity.
CCCUAUUAGCAGGCUCUUUUACUCAGUCGCUCAGCAGCCUCCGAAUAGGCUUCAGGGACUAAGUUACCGUAGCCUGUAUUGAGUCCCCGUGGACCGACCGACAUCGGCUUGCCUUACAAUUGAGCCGGAAAGUUUCCUAUUGCGAAAAAUCACACUCGUAGUGGAUGGUCUCUUGCGUUCCUGAGCUUCACGUCAUUGCAUUUACACGGCUACGACAUAUUCAUCGUGGACAGCCAUGGCGUCAAUUAAUCCAGAAGCACCCCUCGAGGGCCAAGGUCGCGUUCAAGUUUCGGUGUACUCUCGCUUCAGACCCUUGCAGAAACGCACGAUUACCGCCAUUGCUGCAUUCUGUGGCUUCCUUGCUCAAAUCUCAACGACCAGCGUAUUAGCCGCAGUUCCAGAGAUCGUUGCAACUUACAACACCACGGCGAAUGUCAUUAGUAUCAGCAAUGCAGUCUACCUUGCGUUCAUGGGCCUUUCGUCGUUCAUAUGGGGGCCUUGGGCCGACAUUUUCGGCCGUCGUUCUGCCUAUCUCUACAGCCUCACACUAUUUCUUGUUUUCACAAUUGGAACGGCUUUGGCGCCUCAACUGGAGCUGUUCUUUCUUUUCAGGGCUUUCACGGCAUUUCAGGGAACAUCAUUUCUCAUUCUUGGAUCUAGUUGCAUUUCUGACAUCUACCAUCCCACUGAGCGAGCCACAUCUUUGGGCUGGUUCUUGAGCGGCACAACCAUUGGUCCGGCUUUUGGACCGCUUCUCGGGGGCAUAGUCGUCACGUUCACUUCAUGGCGCGUCAUCUUCUGGAUCCAAGCUUCACUUGCCGCCACCGCACUGGUUCUUGUUUUCUUCUGCCUCCCCGAGACUCUUCACCAAUCUCGUGAGAGCGAACUGGCAGGGCUCGGACCAGUCCAGAAAUGCAUCAAGCUUUGGCAAUGGGGAAACCCAAUCAGAGUAGUCAAGAUCUACGGCAAUAGAAACAUGCUUCUCAUUUGCCUCGCUUCCUCAUCUCUGGUUUGGAACAUGUACUCUUUACUCACCCCCAUCCGAUACGUGCUGAACCCCAGGUUCCACCUCACUACGCCACUGCAAUCAGGGCUGCUCUACAUUGCCCCUGGAUUGGGAUAUGUAGUCGGCUGCCAGAUUGGUGGGCGAUGGGCUGAUUACACCGUUAGCUCAUGGAUCCGAAAGCGCGGUAUACGCUUGCCCGAGGACAGACUCCGAAGCAGUCUGGUUUUCCUCGGCUUGAUGUUGCCGGGAUCGAUGGUUUUGUAUGGCUGGACGCUAGACAAAAGAUUCGGCGGCAUCCCUCUGCCUAUUAUCUGCAUGUUCCUUCAGGGUAUCGCGCAGUUGGCUGCGUUUCCGAGCUUGAAUGCUUACAUUCUGGAUGUCAUGCAACAUCAAAAUGGGGAAGCUUCAGCCAGUCACUACCUGAUGCGAUACAUGUUUGCUGGCCUCGCAACUGCGUUGUGUCUUCCUCUGAUAGAAGCUAUCGGUGUCGGCUGGGUUUCAACAAUGUCAGCUGGAAUACAGUUCAUCUGUGCUGGGCUAGUAUACCUAACCGUUCGACUCGGCGAGGGCUGGCGGCAAACACACCAACUACCUGUUCCACUGUAGCCAAUACAUGGUUUCUAUAUCAAGAGUACUGUCUUCACUUCACCUUUACGCGGUUUAGGUUUGGUACUUGAAACAGUAUCU